UUAAUCGGCCAAGAACAGAUUUGAAAUGUCGGCACUGGUGGAAAAAAAGCCUGUCAGUGAACAGGUUUGGUGCACUUUUGCGUUCUCUUCCUCAAGGUGGCCGCCAUCUGUCGUUGCAGGAAACAGUCCACCAUGUCCAUCAUCAUCCGACUGCAGAACUUGCCUUGGGCUGCAAACUCGCUGGACAUUCGUCGCUACUUCCAGGGCCUCAGCAUUCCCGAGGGCGGUGUCCACAUCGUCGGUGGCGAGAAGGGGGACGCCUUUAUCGCCUUCGGCAGCGACGAAGAUGCGCGCCAGGCCAUGGAACGUGACGGUGGUAAAAUCAAGGAGGUCCGCAUCAAGCUACUGCUUAGUUCACGCGCCGAGAUGCAGCGCAUCAUCGAUCAGGCGCGCGCUCAGCACACUGCACCCCCGCCCAUCAAGAAAGAAGAGCGCCGCCGCUCCAGUCCUGAUGACCGCUCUCGAAGGCCACCACGGGACCGUUCACCGAGGCGCCGGUCGUCGCGGCGGGACCGCAGUCACAGCCGCUCGCCACCGUACCGUAGCAGGGACAAGGACCGAUCGAGAUCGUCGCGUUCCGACGAGCGCCGCCGAAGUUUUGAUGACCCUGGCCGAGCACCUGAGCCCGCAAAAGUUUCUAAUGGCCAGACGUCGGAACGCAAGGGUGGUUGGGAUGAAAAGCCACCUUACACAGAUCCAAGCAAAGCGGCACCUCCUGUCUUCCCUAUCGGUAACAUGAAGCAGGCGGCACGGCCGCAAAGUGACGUCAGCCCGGCGGCACCAAUGAACAUGGCUUGCCAACCCGCAGCUCUCCCAAACUUGGCGGCUUUCAACCUGCCUCCUGUUAACUUAAUGAACAACCUGCCUGGUCUUGCAGCUAAUAUGAUGAGCGGUUUAAUGGGCCCUACUGGUGGCGACAUGAUGGUUGGCAUGACGGGUAACAUGGCUGAAGGCAUGCCUGCUAACAUGGCCAAUAAUCUUCCCACCAAUCUUGCCGGUCAAAUCGGCGGUGGCAUGCCAGGCAGCAUGCCCGCCAAUAUGGCCGGAAGUAUGCCUGGGAACAUCGCUAGCCAAAUGCCUGCUGCCAUUCCAGGUGGUUUGGCUGCCAACAUUCCUGGAAAUAUGCCUGGUCAUAUGGGGGGCAUGACAAACGCUGCCGGUGGCAUAGGCGCCAAUGUGAGUGGCGGGAUGGCUGCUGCGAUGCCUGGUAACGUGCCUGCCAACAUGCCGGGUGCAUUCGGGAUGGCUGACGCGAUGGGUGCGCCAAACAUGGAAAACAUGGCUCCCGGCUUCGUAGAUCGGCGUUUGGAUGGCAGUGGCCAAGUUGAGCGAAAGAGCGAAGGAGGACCUCCUGGUGGAGCUCGCGAUGUGCCCCCACGUCAUGCAGAGGAGAGUUGCUGUGUCGAACUGCGUGGCCUUAGCGGUGCGCCGACUCCGCGGAAUGUGAAAGAUUUUUUCCGAGGACUACGUAUAUUCAGUGGCUGCAUUCGUGUGGCCACUUCUGAAACUGGCAUAAAGAGCGUGGUGGUACGUUUCGCCAACAAGUGGGAUGCUCGUGAAGCUAUGCAGGGUGACUACAAAGUACUGUGUGGAGAUCCGAUUCAGAUAGUUCCUUUUCCUGAAGACCUUUUUGAGCAAACUGAACUGCUCGUAUCCCCAUCUGCUGCACUACCAAACCAGGGUCGCAACCUUGAAGCGGACAUGGUCGUUGUAAUGAAGGGCCUUCCUUACAAUACCAGCGAGCAAGACGUACUGCAGUUUUUUUCGGGGCUCAAUGUUCUGGACAUAUUAGUGGAGCAUGAUCGUAGUGGUCGUGCAACCGGCAUGGCAUUUGUGGAAUUUGGUGACAAGCGAGACUUUGAAACGGCCAUGAGCAUGCAGAGACGGAAAAUAGGCCACCGUUACAUAGAACUCUCUGUUGGCACUCGUGAUGCCAUGUGUGCGGCCCGAAACGGCGAUAAUAUCAGGCCAGAUGGCAUGCCGGUGGGUCGGCGAGAUGAAGAGCAUGGGCAUGGAGUGGGCCCUGACCGCGGCCCUGAAGUAGGCCACGGGCCGUUGCAUGGACCUGGAAUGGGCCCGGCGGGGCCGGCCCACGGGGCUGGCCAUGUGCUCGUGCCACCUGGACACACCUGCGUUUCCAUGCUUGGAUUGCCGAACACUGUGACUGACAGAGACAUCGCUGACUUUUUCAGCAUUCAGGGGGUCAUACCCCGUGCCAUUCAUAUUAUGCUCGGAGCAAAUGGUGUGCCCACCGGCCACGCGUUUGCCGAGUUCGGAACUCAUGCUGACUGUGAGAGGGCAUUCCUGCAAGACGGUGCUAACCUUGGGCCGCACUUGAUAGCGCUCAAGACGAUCCCGUAUAGCGAAGUUGCGCAAGCGUUGGGAGGGCAUCACCGUCCCGACGGCCGGCCAGACGGUCGUCCUGAUAACCGCUAUGACAAUCGCUUUGAUGGUCGCUUCCAUGACCGCGGUGGUGACGGUCGGCCUGAAAGACCGGGCAUGCGGCCAGAGGGGCGCUUCGAGUCGGGACCGCCGGGGCCGCCAGGGCCGCCUCUGCGCGACCGCGAUGGUCCGCCUAAGCGGCCACUGCUCGAGCGUGCGUCAAGGCCACCUCUGUUCCCGGAAGGUGGACCCCGUCGUCCCCCUCUCUUCCCGGACCGCGGAGGGCCCCUUCCUGACCGCGGAGGGCCCCUUCCUGACCGCGGAGGGCCUCUACCUGACCGCGGAGGGCCUCUUCCUGAUCGUGGAGGGCCACUGCUGAGGGCGCCACGCCACGAGGAACCGCCGCUGCCGCCGCGCGGCAUGGAUAGCUUCGGCAAGCCAGGUUGCGUCGUCACCGCCACCAAUAUUCCUUACCGUGCGGGUGUCGAGGAUAUCAUAAACUUUUUUCAGGGCUUCGAAUUGACCAAAGAGAAUGUUAUGCGGCGUUUCAACGACCGGGGUCAGGUGACGGGUGACGCACGGAUUGCUUUUCCAACACCGCGAGACGCGCAGGAAGCCCUCGCAAAGUUCAACAACCGACCGAUGCAAGGCAGAGCCAUCUCCCUGGGCCUGCUGUGAACUCUCUGAUCAUCACAUUCAUUCAGUGUGCAUAUGUGUGUUUUCGUUUGAGUUAAGCAGGACAGUACUUGAAUGUGUUAUCAUGAACUUCAUUGUCACUGUACAAAAACCAUCAUCGAAUGUUAAACUGCCGAUGUUGGCUUGCAUGCAAGUUAUUAAAGGUCACGUCGGUCUCUGU
This is a messenger RNA of Rhipicephalus microplus (southern cattle tick), 3238 nucleotides long. RefSeq lists its product as uncharacterized. Lineage: Eukaryota; Metazoa; Arthropoda; Arachnida; Ixodida; Ixodidae. The record is from RefSeq and is a predicted model, not a curated record. Gene Ontology annotation, molecular function: RNA binding.